AUGAAGACCACCGCCUUCCUCACCCUCAUCGGCGCCGCCAGCGCCCUCGUCGCCCGCGUGCCCCCCAUCGCCGGAGCAGCCUUCGAGGCCCCCAACACCCUCAUCCAGUACCAGCGCUGGUGCCCCGUGUGCGAGACCGUCGCCCUCAACCAGGCAUGCAUCGCCAAGCGCGCCAGCUGCCAGGCCAGCACCCUCGUCGUCCCUGACGAUGCUCCCGAGUGCUCUGAGCGCUGCAGCAACACGUGCCAGCUGUCGGCCGUCGCAGACAGCGACUUCGGAUACAGCUGCAACGUCACCUUGCCCGCCGGUGGUGCCCAGUAG
Diaporthe citri is the source of this 321-nucleotide messenger RNA. RefSeq lists its product as uncharacterized. The record is from RefSeq and is a predicted model, not a curated record. The transcript has 3 exons. NCBI's taxonomy places the organism in Eukaryota, Fungi, Ascomycota, Sordariomycetes, Diaporthales, Diaporthaceae. Bases 1 to 321 code for a protein of 106 amino acids.